Messenger RNA from Manihot esculenta (cassava), 937 nucleotides. RefSeq names its product glutathione S-transferase U19. Gene Ontology annotation, biological process: glutathione metabolic process. The coding region runs from base 189 to 854 and encodes 221 amino acids. The record is from RefSeq and is a predicted model, not a curated record. The transcript has 2 exons. Gene Ontology annotation, cellular component: cytoplasm. Gene Ontology annotation, molecular function: glutathione transferase activity. Lineage: Eukaryota; Viridiplantae; Streptophyta; Magnoliopsida; Malpighiales; Euphorbiaceae.
CAAUAAAAGACUUGCUAGUGGGAAGCCAUUAAUUCAAGAUCUUAUGCAAGCUGUGGGAAGCUUCCAAGUUCCUUCAACAACGUAGUUGCUUGGAGUUUACUAUAAAUUUAGCAUUCUAUUGCCUGUUCAGCAUCAUGUGUUAAGCUCAUCUUCUGACCAUUUCCUGAAGCUCACCUUCUUCUGUAACAAUGGUGCAAGACGUGGUCUUAUUGGAUCUGUGGGUUAGCCCUUAUACAGCCAGAGUGAAAAUUGCAUUGGCCGAGAAGGGGAUAGAGUAUGAGUCCAAGGAAGAAGAUUUGCGCAACAAGAGCUCACUGCUUUUAGAAACGAACCCAGCAUAUAAGAAAGUCCCAGUCUUGAUACAUAAGGGGAAACCCAUAUCUGAAUCACUCAUCAUAGUUCAAUACAUCGAUGAGUUCUGGAAUCACAAGUCUCCUUUGCUACCAUCAGAUCCUUACGAAAGAGCUCAUGCAAGGUUUUGGGCUGAUUUUGUUGAUCAAAAAAUUCAAGCUGCCAUUUACCGGAUCUUUUGGGCACCGAGCUACAGUGAAGAGAAAGAAGCAGCUGAAAAAGAAUUCAUCGAGUGCUGUAAGGUGAUAGAAGGUGAGCUUGGUAAUAAGCCCUACUUCGGAGGAGAGACAUUUGGGUUUGUAGAUAUUGCAUUGAUUCCGAGCUACAGCUACUUUUAUGCCCAUGAGAGGAUGGGGAACUUGAGUCUGGUGGAAGAGCUUCCCAAGCUCACAGCAUGGGUUAAGAGAUGCUUGGAGAGGGAGACUGUGGCCAAGUCUCUGGCUGACCCUCACAAGAUCUAUGAAUUUGUCUCAGAAAUACGUAAACAGAAGGGAUUAGAAUGAUUUGAGGAUUAUUGGCAUUAAUAAUUAUGUGAGGAGUAUACGCCAAAUAUAAUAUAGAAAGUCCAAAAUAAGUUUUUACAGAC